AAAUUUCAAUUUUAUUCGAAAUACAAAACCCAAAAAAAUUGUUUGUAGCUAACAUCAAAAUCUAACUCUCUUCGGUUUUAUCUAGCUUAAAAUGUGUUUUCUGGGCAUUCUGACGCGUUUUCUGAUACUCAUAAAUGGCACCUUGUGGCCGGCUUUUCGCACCUACAGAUCACUGAGCAAGGAUGGCGUGGAGGAGUAUCGCUCUUGGUCAAAGUAUUGGAUAGUUUACGCCUUGCUGAUCUGUCUGGAGUAUGUCAUGGAUUUCUUCUGUUCCUGGAUGCCACUGUAUAAUCCCAGUAAGUUCCUCCUGGUACUGGGUAUGGUUGUGGCUGCACCACAGGCGAGUGUUUGGGUCUAUGAUGCAAUUGUCGGUCCAUUGCUGUCCACGCGUCAGCAGCAGAUCGAUAAUUUCUUGCUAAAUGGCAGGGAACGUAUAAUAAAUGAUUGCCUGGGCAUUGGACUACAACUGAUUGCUCGCAGUCGGGAAGUAAUGGUGCCAGUUCUCUCGCUUCUAUGGUCCAAGACGAAAGCUACGCUCUCAUGGAAUGCUGAGAAUGGAAAGGUUGCUGCUGGCGUCGAACAAUCUGAACCUGAAGCUGCUCUGGCCCCUAUCCAUGGUGGUUCUCUGUACUCAUCUCUAUCCAAUUCCGAGUUAAGUUUCAGCGAUAGUGGAUCUAACAUUGAGUUUGACCAGGACGAAGUCGAGGUCAAUGCAUCCGUGGCCAAGACUCAAUUGCAGGAGCCCAUGUUGGUGAAGCCUAGACCUUCCCUGGUUGAUCUGGCCAAGAAGUCAAUGGACAUGAAUGCCUCAAAGCGUCGUUCGCAGCGCAAACAACUGCGCCUGGUCAGGAAGAGCCUUAUACAGGCAGUAGCUGAAAACCCCGAACUGGAGAUGAAAUUUAAUCCCGAUGAUGAAUUUGAGCAGCAGCUGAACGAUGCCACCAUGGAGGACACUCCAAUGGAAAACCGGGCCCAACUACGCAAACGUGUGAUCACCAAGAUCCGCCACAUGAACGCAUAA
This is a messenger RNA of Drosophila willistoni, 1021 nucleotides long. RefSeq names its product receptor expression-enhancing protein 2. Gene Ontology annotation, biological process: endoplasmic reticulum tubular network organization. The transcript has a single exon. Gene Ontology annotation, molecular function: microtubule binding. The record is from RefSeq and is a predicted model, not a curated record. Bases 92 to 1021 code for a protein of 309 amino acids. NCBI's taxonomy places the organism in Eukaryota, Metazoa, Arthropoda, Insecta, Diptera, Drosophilidae. Gene Ontology annotation, cellular component: endoplasmic reticulum membrane; endoplasmic reticulum tubular network; cytoplasmic microtubule.